AUGAACUUAAGCCUCUAUCAACAAAUCCACAGCAAACCGCAACUGAAGCAAACUAAAGUUGUUGCUAAAAAAAUUGUCGAAAAUUGGGACAAAGCUUCAAUUCCCACUGUACUUCAGUGUACUAUUAUUAAACGUAUAACAAGCUAUCGUCUUAAAAUAAGGAAUUUAUUAAAACCCUAUAAACAACGAAAUAAAGUCAUAAGCUAUCAAAAGCAGUUACAGGAUUUCAGAAUAAAAUCCAAAGUUUUAUUUGAUGUGGCUGCCUGUAAAUGUUCAGACUUCAAAACAUGUGUCUGUGAUAAAGUAUUCAAAGUGCCACAAGCGGAACGUAGUUUUAUAUUAGAUCAAAGGACCGUAAGAAAAAUGUUGAUUAGUUCACUGGAUGUAAAAACAACUAAAAUAAACCAGAAGCGAGUUGAAAGAAACAAAUUAUUGAACACAAGAAGCGAAUUAGAUGAGAAUGAGAAAUCUGGGUUACAAGUGAAAGAAGAUACACAGAGAGUGGAAAGAUCCCAACAAGAAUCCAGUACUUCUCAACAAGUUUCUACCGUACCUCAAGGAUGUUUACAAAUUCAACGUAAUUCAUUACAAAUACCCGUGCUUGCGAGAACACUUGAUCGUUAUGGUAUUUCUGAUCGAGCUAGUGCUGCAGUAGCUUCAGUCGUUCUACAAGGAUAUUGGUAUUAUUAA
Molecule: messenger RNA, 690 nt
Organism: Psylliodes chrysocephalus
Lineage: Eukaryota; Metazoa; Arthropoda; Insecta; Coleoptera; Chrysomelidae
Source: the annotation of a GenBank genome assembly